AUGUUCCAAUGUCCAACACCUUCUCCAGGGACUGAACUUUCUGACUGGAAUCCAUGGGUUAUGGUUUCGGUUGCCGUGGUUUGCAUCAUAACCCUUUUCUUCAGUUGUUUUAGGAUUCUACAACGACAAUGUACGCCGUUUCUUGCAGUAAAUCUGUUGAGAAAUUCCGUCCAAAGUCGACGCCUAGACGAGAAUCCUGAAGCUUCUCCUUCGCUGCAGUAUGAGAGCCGGGGUCUCAACUCCUAUAUUAUGCACUCAAUUCCCAUAACUCGGUUUGAGAAAAAUAAGGAUGGAGAAUCUUGUGCAGGCAAUACAGAUUGUGCUGUUUGUUUGGGUGAAUUUGAAGAAGGGCAAUGGGUGAAGCAUUUACCAAAUUGCUCUCAUGAGCUCUACAUCGCAAAGACUUCCUUCGAGAAAGAUCCGAAAACUACCAAGUUUCAAGGGCACAAAUAUUACAACAUGUUUCGCUUUGAAUUGAUGCAGAAAAUGGCUGUUGAAUAUAGUAGCAGAAUCAGCCAUUUUGUGUUUUUCAGAAGAUGGGAAUUUGAUUCUUCAGUAGAUCAAAACAAAUCACUUUUCGAAGAUCUUUUCCUCAUGUUGCCCAUCGAAGAAAUUCUGACCACUAGUCCGAAUGCUAUUUCGCGCGUACUGUUCCGAUUCUUGAGGGGUGGCGGAGGUGGAUGGUAUAUGGCGGAGCUGCUUCGAAAAUGGAAAGAGAACAAACUGUUCAAAGUGGUUUUUGCAGUGACUGGAAUCAUGUCCACUCUCGUCGUCUAUGGGGUCUUACAGGAAAAGAUUAUGAGAGUUCCAUAUGGCCCUCACAAAGAGUACUUUAAAUACUCACUGUUUCUUGUCUUCUGUAACCGCAUUGCAACUUCUGCUGUAUCUGCAGUAGUUUUACUGGCGAGUGGGAAGGCCCUAGACGCUGUUGCUCCGCUUUACAAGUAUGGUAUCAUAUCAGUGUCUAAUAUACUUACGACAACAUGUCAGUAUGAGGCACUGAAAUAUGUCAGUUUCCCAGUGCAGACACUGGCAAAGUGUGCCAAAAUGAUACCUGUAAUGAUCUGGGGCACUGUCAUCAUGCAAAAGAAGUACAAUGGGCGUGAUUAUCUACUUGCCUUUUUGGUGACUCUUGGAUGUUCAUUGUUCAUUUUAUACCCGGCUGCAGGUGAUAUUAGUCCUUAUAGCAGAGGAAGGGAAAGCACAGUUUGGGGUGUUUCCUUGAUGCUCGGUUAUCUUGGGUUUGACGGCUUCACAAGUACGUUCCAGGAUAAACUUUUCAGAGGUUACGAUAUGGAGAUACAGAAUCAGAUAUUCUACACAACAUUAUGUUCAUGUAUACUCAGUUUCACUGGUCUAAUCUUACAAGGCAAUCUUCUAAUGGCAAUAGAUUUUGUUUCACGGCACAAUGAUUGUUUCUUUGACAUCACAAUCCUCUCAACUGUUGCAACAAUUAGCCAGUUCUUUAUUUCUUACACAAUCCGAAAUUUCGGCGCUCUAACCUUCGCCACCAUAAUGACCACAAGACAGUUGGUGAGCAUUCUGCUAUCCUGUGUGUGGUUUGGCCACCCAGUUAGCGUGGAACAAUGUAUUGGAUCGGUUAUCGUCUUUGGGUCCCUUUAUGCAAAAAGCUUCUUAACAAGUAAGCAAAGGCAAUUACCCUCAGAACUCUCCGAAAAUGGAUCUUCGAGUCCAUCGAGGGCAAAUGCAUAG
Molecule: messenger RNA, 1713 nt
Organism: Fraxinus pennsylvanica
Lineage: Eukaryota; Viridiplantae; Streptophyta; Magnoliopsida; Lamiales; Oleaceae
Source: the annotation of a GenBank genome assembly